Molecule: messenger RNA, 312 nt
Organism: Paramecium sonneborni
Lineage: Eukaryota; Ciliophora; Oligohymenophorea; Peniculida; Parameciidae
Source: the annotation of a GenBank genome assembly
GCUCCCUUAAGUAAUGUUUUUAGUGUAAUCAAUUAUAUAUUUGCUCAAGUUCAAGCAAAUGCUUAAGAAUUAAGAAAACUGAGCUAAUACUCAAAACUAAAUCAUUUUUCUAUUUUAUUGGUGCAAUUUUAUUUAGAUAUACUUUGAUUUCAUUAUUAUUUAACUUUAUUAUGUGAUUUAUCAUUUUUAAAAAUGGAAUUUAAAGUGGAUAAUUAAAUAGAUAGAAAUAUAUUUUCAAAUAAAAUAAGAGAGGUGAUUAAGAGAUGGGAACAAUUCUUUCAAAAGAAGAGGAGAUAAAAAAGGACAGAAUGA